Molecule: messenger RNA, 4278 nt
Organism: Haplochromis burtoni (Burton's mouthbrooder)
Lineage: Eukaryota; Metazoa; Chordata; Actinopteri; Cichliformes; Cichlidae
Exons: 3
Coding region: 2134-2817 (227 amino acids)
Source: RefSeq, a predicted model, not a curated record
GGUCAGCACAGCAGCGCAGCAGACGGCCGGUGAUGCCGUCUGGCCCCGCCGCAUUGUUUAGCCAUCAACAAAGCAUUUUCAUUGCAGAGAGCUGCCACUCAUAGGAUGUUUUGUCUUUUUGAAUAAUUCUCUAUAAACCCUAGAGAUGGUUUUGCAGACCUUUUUAAAAACUAUUAUUCAGUAUAUAAUACUACAACACAGCCUGAUAUCAGACAACUGUCGUCAGGUAGAAUUCCUUGAUUUAAUUCAUAAGGACACUCAAAAGCUAUACCCACAUAGGCAGUUGAAAUUAAGUAACAUAGACACAUACUCUCACAAAUGCAUCUGUCAGUAGAGUGUGUUGCACUGACUUUAGCACAGUGGAGGGUAUAAAAUUGUGGUUGAGGUUUCAUUGAAAGUGACAUGGCAUUAAAAUUUAGUGUGCUCCCACAGUGACCAGUUUUCCAACGGAUCUGAUGUCAGUUUUUUUCCACUUGUUGGGUAUAAUUACUGACCAUGCAGAGAUAAAGCAGCAGAGUGCUUCUUUACUAAUUGAUGCUAAGCCUGGGGUUUGUACACGGCACAUAAAAAGAGGUUAAGUGGCUCUGAAAAUGCAGUUGGUGGUAAAAGACAAAGUAUUGCCUUUAUUUCUCUCUCACUCACUCACUCUCCAUCUCUUUCUCACACUUGUCUGUUGUUGUUAUCACAGUCUGACAAGACAGCUGACACAUUUAUGUCUGUCUCUUCACACUCCCUCUGUUCCACACCUGAGGUGCAGCAGAUUGAGUUGCACUGACCCUCUACAAUAAGUCCUCUACACAAACUGUUUUUCUGCCAGCCAAUCGGCAGUACUCCCAUCCUCAGUCUCAUCUCUCUCACCUCCCGCCUUCUCUGUAGCCUAUUUUGUGAACCAGAAAGGGGAGCUUAUUGGGUUUCUCUCCUCCACAGACUAGUUUAUGUGUGCCUGUCUCUGUCCCAGUGGCCUAGACUCUGGGAGGCUCGGGUUGCCCUGAGCCACCACCAUUCAGUCCAAGUCACACAUGAGAAAACCAACUGGGGCUCUAUUUUAAUUUGUUAAUUAGCUAAACACCCUUCCUUACACCACUUGUAUAUUAUGGAUUAUGCCAUUUUAAAUUAUGUGGGUAACCUCGGUUUUUGUUUGAGUCGGGCCAGCUAGGGUACACGUGCACUCACAGACUUUCUGGUCUAUUUAUAAGGGAUCACAACCUGUUGCCACAUGAGCUCUACUGGCACACUGGACCAUUCAUCCUGACUAUGGAAGUCCCACUGAGUGUAAUUUGCUGAAAUUUUCUUUGGAGUGCAUCCUGUUGCAUUUCAUGUUUGUUCCUUCUCUUAUUAUUAUCAUCAAACACCUGCUUUUUUUCUACUGUCUUUUUCUUCAAAACUGCCUGCAAUUUCUGGUUUAACCGCCCUCCUCCCUUUCAUCAAACAUGCAUAUUCAUGAGACAGAGGAUCAUAUAGCCUAUUAAAUAGACUUUAAUUAAUAUCUCUCUUCUGAGUGAAUUUGCUCAUAUUGAAAAAACACUCACACUGUCAUUGUGCAAAUAAUCAAUUACACUUGUUUUUUUUAAAUGCUCUGCUCUAAAUGAUCUUAUGCAUCAAAAUCAGGGCACACACACACACACACACACACACACACACACACACACACACACACACACACACACACCAAAGAAACAGAACAGGCCCCUAUUCAGUCUCACUCCAAGAUUUGUCUUGGCUGACAGAUUUAAUUAAUAUUUCAGGGGGAGGACAUUGUAAUCCCAACAGAGAAAUAACCCCCACACAGUAAAGCUGGGAUGCCAAAAUCAUUCCUACACCUUAAACAUAUAGUUGCUACAAAUAUUAUAGGCACAAAAACGAUGUCAAAACUCCUUUUAAGUGCUGCUCUAGCUUUUGUGCAGUGCACAAUUCAUUUCCGACCCCUGCUUAGUUUUCCUGAAACCGGACGCCGGGUGUGAUGAAUAAAACAUUCUUUGUGUGCUGCUGGAUGAUCACCGGAGCGCUUUCAGGUGUACAAGUGGUGAAAGGCGAUGUAAUCUUCCCCAUAACAAGAUCUGGACUGAGAUUGACAGACGCAGAGAACCUGGAAAGCCUCUAAGCAGGAGGACCACAAAAGCUUUGGGGACUGCAAUGAUAAAGCCGCAGGAGCACGGUGAGCUUCUACUGCGCGACUCCCUGCCGGUGUUUGGGAAGCCGUGGUACUGGCAACGCAGCAACAGCACCAUGGAGAGCACCCGCAGCCUGGCGCAGGUGAUCAUGGAGAUGCGGGACGAAAUCAAGAAGCUGGAAGCGGAGAACCGGGAGCUGCGGGGAGACUUUGGUCAGCGUUCACUUGCAGCCAUGCCAGGAGAAGCUAGUCCCGUGUCAUCAGCAGUUAAGAAGCAGGCUGACAAGGAUGAUAACCCUUAUGUGAACCUGAGGCGAAAUGCGUCUGCGCCAGUCCUGGAGGGACAAUACAAGGAAAACACUGUGAUGACUGUUCGGAGGUACUCUACAAGUUCCAACCUGUCUGGUGUGACUGUACGGGAUGGAAGGAUUAACAGGGUCCGGCCAAGCAACUCUGGUUGGGAAAGACUGCAAGAAGAAAUCCAACAUGGGAAAGGUGUCUUCGGUAACUCAACAAAGGAAGAUGUGGGAAAAAUUACCAACCGGCAUUCCCUGCAGGAAUAUGUUCAUAAAAACAGGUCCAAGGUGAAAACUGUCACCUUCCUUCUACCUGUGGAUGACAUUUACACCAGUCGACCAGCUCUGACCAAACACCAGGGGGAUCCUAGACUGUCUGACCUGGAUUCCAUAACUGAGACGGAUUCUUGAGAAAACAACCAGACUUUAAACGAGGCAAAAUUCAGACAUGAACUGAGCCUCUGUGGCCUGCGACAGGUGACAGGUUGGCCUCUUCAUCUAGGCCAAUGUAGACUGGGCUCUUAGUGAGUGAGCCAGCAGACCGAUUUUUAUCACACCUGACCACACAAACAGAAGACUCUGGUUACAGGUGUUGUUUUCAUGUGACCAUGGUCAACAGUGAUGAAGCACAGAGCCCUCCGGAGCGAGGAUCAGAUAUCUGGUCUCUUCACCUGACCCCGGGUGUUGCUUGAGAGUGACACACACACCUGCAGGUGACAACCCUUUUACGGACAGCUGUGGUCGCUGACUCAGACUUCAUGAGCGAUGUUUUAUUCAUUAUUUAUUCAUCUUGGUUUCUUUUCACAAUGUAAACUGAAGAAGAUGGUCAAUGGACCUCCUGAUGAUGACCUGCUGUUCCUGAGCAUGUAUUUUGUUUUCUCAAAACCAAAUCACAAUCUUUGCUUUCAUGUAUAAAAGUCUUCUUAAAAGAAUCCAGUGUUUGGAUUAUUUAUAUUAAAUAUAAAUGGUAUGAAAGUCAUGUUUAAAGGAGACUGUUUUAUUAUUCCAUAGAUAGAUAAUCAUUUCUCAAUAACAUGAAAACAUUUUGCUUACUGUGCCACUGUCACUGUGCAGGGCAGACACAAUUAAAACUUCUAAUAUAAGACGCAUGAGCUACAACCAAAGCAUAUAAUCAUUACUUGAACUUCACCUGCAACUUCAACAUUUGAUCUGCAACAUCCAAUAAAUGACACAUUAACAGAAAACCUUGUACAGUGCAGCGAAUCACUCUAACUGAUGAAGUACAGAACAUAAUCUCUGCAGCAAAGUUGUUUUGUCAGUAGUUGGUGUCAGCUGCAAGGGUUCAUGCUCAUCAUUACACCCACUCUUGCUGAUAAACCAUUUACAGCCUGUAAACUAUUAUGCAUUAGUAUUAGCAGCUCAGAGAACUACACAGAACUGGGUUUGGCUAUGUUUUCUUUCAAUAUUAGUUUCCAAAGAAUCACUCAUCAAGUUUUGCUCCUGCAUGUCCACAUGGCUAUCACUGUCUAAUUCCUCUACGUUUUUCUCUGUGUAUUCUGUUUGGCCAAAUUUAGCAGUAGCUUGUAACUGGUCAGGAGCUCCAUCCUCUGAUUGGUUUUCAGUUUCGAGGCUUCCAUAGCUUUCUGAGUCGGAGGGCUUGAGAAUUGGGCGGAUUUGAAUCUCAGACAUAUUUGAUGAUGGCAGAGAUUCACUUGGACUGUCUUUGUAAUUCAUUGGGAUCAAGAAAGGCUCAUCUUUAUGCUUUGUUUCAAAACCUGUAAAAGAGGACAAAAACACAGUCAGAAUCAGAAUACUUUAUUCAAUCUAGAGGAAUUUAUGUGGUCACAUUUGCUCCAAGACUGUUUCUAUAUACAGUUGAAAUUGAGGUGCCCCUCUUAUCAUAUUGAUUUU